GCACACAGAUCAUCUUUCCUAUCAACCCCACUAGCCUCUGGCACAAUGAAGUGGGUAUCCUUUCUCCUCCUCCUCUGUGUCUCCGGCUCUGCUUUUUCCAGGGGUGUGUUUCGCCGAGAAGCACACAAGAGUGAGAUCGCACAUCGGUAUAAUGAUUUGGGAGAGCAAAUUUUCAGAGGCCUAGUUCUGAUUGCCUUUUCCCAGUAUCUCCAGAAAUGCCCAUAUGAAGAGCAUAUCAAAUUAGUGGAUGAAGUCACAGACUUUGCAAAGACAUGCGUUGCCGAUGAGUCUGCUGCCAACUGUGACAAAUCCCUUCACACUCUUUUUGGAGAUAAGUUAUGCAGCAUUCCUACUCUUCGUGAAAGCUAUGGUGAACUGGCUGACUGUUGUGCAAAACAAGAGCCGGAAAGAAACGAAUGCUUCCUGCAACACAAGGAUGACAACCCCAACCUGCCACGAUUUGAGAGGCCAGAGGCUGACGUCAUGUGCACCAACUUCCAGGAAAACCCUGGCAGCUUCAUGGGACACUAUUUGUAUGAAUUUGCCAGAAGACAUCCUUAUUUCUAUGCCCCUGAACUCCUUUACUAUGCUGAGAAAUACAUUGCGAUUCUGACCCAGUGCUGUGCUGAGGCUGACAAAGCAGGCUGCAUGAACCCUAAGCUUGAUGCUGUGAAGGAAAAAGCAUUGAUUUCAUCUGUCCGUCAGAGAAUGAAGUGCUCCAGUAUCCAGAAAUAUGGAGACAGAGCCGUCAAAGCAGGGGCAGUAGCUCGCAUGAGCCAGGCAUUCCCAAGUGCUGACUUUGCAGAAAUCACCAAAUUGGCAACAGACCUUACCAAAAUCACCAAGGAGUGCUGCCAUGGCGACCUGCUGGAAUGUGCAGAUGACAGGGCGGAACUUGCCAAGUACAUGUGUGAGAAUCAGGCAAGUAUCUCCAGCAAACUGCAGGCUUGCUGUGAUAAGCCAGUGUUGCAGAAAUCCCAGUGUCUUGCUAACGUGGAAAAUGACAACAUGCCUGCUGAUCUGCCUUCCAUUGCUGCUGAUUUUGUUGAGGAUAAGGAGGUGUGCAAGAACUAUGCUGAGGCCAAGGAUGUCUUCCUGGGCACGUUUUUGUAUGAAUAUGCA
Molecule: messenger RNA, 1122 nt
Organism: Grammomys surdaster
Lineage: Eukaryota; Metazoa; Chordata; Mammalia; Rodentia; Muridae
Product: serum albumin-like
Exons: 9
Biological process (GO): transport
Cellular component (GO): blood microparticle; cytoplasm
Source: RefSeq, a predicted model, not a curated record